CUUUCAUUCGCAUGGGACUAGUAUCUCCCUCCUUACUCCGUCAUUGCAUCUCCACGCACGCAGUAAAAAGAGACGGCCACUUUACCAAUUGUAGCUUUAAUCAGAAUGGCUCUGCUCAAGCGUCUGUUGUCGCUCAAGAACGAGUUUAUUCUCUAUGCGACUCCGUUCCUUCUGCUGCCUUUGCCGCUCGUCAUCGGCACUUCGGAAGCAGCAUGUGGCUAUGUGAUCGUCCUCAUGGCGGUGUACUGGUGUACUGAGGUUCUCCCACUGGCGGUGACGGCCCUGCUUCCAGCGCUCCUCUUCCCGCUCUUUGGAGUCAUGGAGUCCAAGAAUGUGUGCAUGCAGUACCUGAAGGACACCAACAUGUUGUUUGUGGGGGGUCUGAUGGUGGCCGUGGCCGUGGAGCACUGGAACCUGCAUAAGCGAAUCGCCCUGAGGGUGCUCCUGCUGGUUGGUGUACGACCAGCGCUGCUGAUGCUGGGCUUCAUGGGCGUGACGGCCUUCUUGUCCAUGUGGAUCAGCAACACGGCCACCACAGCCAUGAUGGUGCCCAUCGUUCAAGCCGUCCUGGAGGAGCUCAGUAACAGCGAGGCGCAGAUGCCUACCAUCCUGAGCUCAGAGGAGGUUCAGACGUCAGAAGUGAACGGCAACCAGGAGAAACAGACAGAUGUCACAGGUCCUGUGGUGGUGACUUUCUUGGACACCUCCGUUGAGGCGACUCGACAAAAGGAGGCAGCGGAAAGACGGAAGAUGUGCAAAGGGAUGACCCUUUGCGUCUGCUACGCCGCCAGCAUCGGUGGCACCGCCACGUUGACGGGGACUGGUCCUAACUUGGUGCUCAACGGACAAAUGAGCCAACUAUUUCCUGAAAAUGGUGACGUGAUCAAUUUCGCCUCCUGGUUCGGAUUCGCCUUCCCCAACAUGAUGCUCAUGCUGGUGAUGGCGUGGUUGUGGCUACAGUUUGUCUUCAUCGGAUUCAACUUCAAGAAGACGUGGGGCUGUGGCUCUGAAAAGACGGAGAAGGAAGUGGCCGCCUACCAAGUGAUCCAGGGGCAGCAUCGUCGUCUGGGGCCCAUGUCCUUUGGCGAGUGCAGCGUCCUGGGUCUCUUCGUUCUGCUAGUGAUCCUGUGGUUCUCCAGGGACCCUGGCUUUAUGCACGGCUGGGCCACUAACAUCUUCAACUCCAAAGCAGAGUACGUCACAGAUGCCACUGUGGCUAUCUUCAUUGCCAUCCUCCUCUUUGUCCUGCCAUCAAGACCCCCACGUUUCUGCUCAUGGAAGACAAACAAUUUCGACAUAGCAUCCGAUCAGACGUCCAGCUCCUCUUCACGUCUGCUCAGCUGGAAGGUGACCCAGAAGAAGUUACCAUGGGGAAUUGUGCUGCUCCUUGGAGGAGGCUUUGCACUGGCCAAAGGGAGUGAGGUAUCGGGACUUUCCAGGUGGUUGGGAGAUCAAAUGAGUCCCUUGAAAGGCAUCCCACCAUGGGCAAUCGCCAUUAUCUUGUGCCUCCUGAUUGCAACUUUCACAGAGUGCGCCAGCAAUGUGGCCACUGCGACACUCUUCCUGCCCAUCUUAGCAUCAUUGUCGCAGUCCAUUGGAAUCAACCCAUUGUACGUCAUGGUGCCUUGUACCCUGAGCGCCUCCUUUGCCUUCAUGUUGCCUGUGGCCACGCCACCCAACGCCAUCGUAUUUUCCUAUGGAUAUCUCAAGGUUUCGGACAUGGCUAGGACUGGAAUAGUCAUGAACAUUAUCGGCAUAUUGUGCAUCACGCUGUCCAUCAAUACCUGGGGUCGGGCAAUGUUUCACCUGGACUCCUUUCCUCCAUGGGCCAAUGUGACUGGGCCCUGAUAGUGCCCAGCUUCCCCGCCUCAUCAGUGUCCUGCUCUCUGGUCUGAGCCACAUUAUGGUCUGACAUGGUCUGCGCUGCUGACACGCAAGUCUCACGCCAUGUUUAUUUUCAAGUCCACACUCGAGCCUAGUGGAUGACGAAUCAGAAGUAGAGGGAAACACCUUCAUUUCUAUUAAUAUGAUCACAAAUCAGAUCUUCUUUAUCCAUAAAACAAUGAAAAACAAAUGUUAACACAUUAUGUGACUAAAAGGUGAAUUAUUUUGAAAAGGCAUUUAAAACAAACAUCAACCAGAUGUUAGAAAUGCAGUUGCUUAACCAUUUCAGUUAUAACAAUCCACUAAUAUCACAUUUACAUAUUGUUUACAUGACGUGUUUUCUACUACAAGAUGGACAUUUUUAAUUCAUGGCUUGGCUGCUAAAAGAAGAAAAUGCGAUAUCCAACCGAGAUGUCAAAUUCAGGCCCAGGAAGUAGAAACACUGCAACAAUUUGAUGCAUGGAUCAUUUUGCACAAAAGCAAAUAAACAAUAACUUUUACACUUGAUCUGUGAGGGGCUUCCUCUCAGCACUAUUUGAGCUUUGCAGUAUCUUGUGAAUAACAGCAAGACUUGUGCCCAACAUUCCAAUUUUGUUUACUAUUCAAACUAGUGCUGUACUUGUGACAUUUUGCAAUUAUGAUUAUGCAACAAUGAGUUUUAUCUGAACUGCUGUAUUUUUCUACAGUUGUAUAUAUUUUUUUCUCAAGAUAUGUUUUUGGAUAUGAAAUUUACCAAAAUAAUUGUCUUUUGUUUCUUAACCUAAUAAAUGGUACUCCAAUGAGGAA
Syngnathus acus (greater pipefish) is the source of this 2670-nucleotide messenger RNA. Its product is annotated as solute carrier family 13 member 5-like. Gene Ontology annotation, molecular function: sodium:dicarboxylate symporter activity; succinate transmembrane transporter activity; citrate transmembrane transporter activity. The transcript has 12 exons. Bases 106 to 1848 code for a protein of 580 amino acids. The record is from RefSeq and is a predicted model, not a curated record. Lineage: Eukaryota; Metazoa; Chordata; Actinopteri; Syngnathiformes; Syngnathidae. Gene Ontology annotation, biological process: citrate transport; monoatomic anion transmembrane transport. Gene Ontology annotation, cellular component: membrane.